AUGGCGGCCACACAAGAGGACACGAAGCCCACCACCAAGAAGUUCUCCAAGGGGGAGAGGUCGAUACCGCACCACAGCCAGAAGGCCAGCAAGUACUACCCUGCUGAGGACGUUGCCGUCCCCAAGAAGGCCCGCAAGACUGUCCGCCCUGCAAAGGUUCGCCAGUCUCUCCAGCCCGGUACCGUCGUCAUCCUCCUUGCUGGUCGCUUCCGCGGCAAGCGCGUCGUUGUCCUCAAGCACCUUGCCCAGGGUGUUCUCCUUGUUACCGGUCCCUUCAAAGUUAACGGUGUUCCCCUCCGCCGAGUAAACGCCCGUUAUGUCAUCGCUACCUCCACCAAGGUCGACCUUGCAGGCGUAGACGAGAAGGUUAUCGAGAAGGCCAGCCAAGACGGCUACUUCACCAAGGACAAGGCCCCCCACAAGCCUGGCGAGGACGCUUUCUUCAAGCAGGGCGAGAAGCCCGAGAAGAAGGAGACCUCCAAGGACCGUGUCGAGGACCAGAAGGCCAUCGACAAGGCCCUCCUGGCCACCAUCAAGAAGGAAGCCCACCUCGCGGACUACCUCGGUGCCAGCUUCAGCCUCCGCAGCUCAGACAGGCCUCACGCGAUGGUCUUCUAA
This is a messenger RNA of Bipolaris zeicola 26-R-13, 618 nucleotides long. RefSeq lists its product as uncharacterized. The record is from RefSeq and is a predicted model, not a curated record. NCBI's taxonomy places the organism in Eukaryota, Fungi, Ascomycota, Dothideomycetes, Pleosporales, Pleosporaceae. The coding region runs from base 1 to 618 and encodes 205 amino acids. The transcript is spliced from 3 exons. Gene Ontology annotation, biological process: ribosomal large subunit assembly; cytoplasmic translation. Gene Ontology annotation, cellular component: ribosome; cytosolic large ribosomal subunit. Gene Ontology annotation, molecular function: RNA binding; structural constituent of ribosome.